Pundamilia nyererei is the source of this 454-nucleotide messenger RNA. RefSeq names its product dolichyl-phosphate mannosyltransferase subunit 2, regulatory (gene dpm2). The transcript has 4 exons. The record is from RefSeq and is a predicted model, not a curated record. Lineage: Eukaryota; Metazoa; Chordata; Actinopteri; Cichliformes; Cichlidae. Gene Ontology annotation, biological process: dolichol phosphate mannose biosynthetic process; GPI anchor biosynthetic process. Gene Ontology annotation, molecular function: enzyme regulator activity. Gene Ontology annotation, cellular component: dolichol-phosphate-mannose synthase complex; endoplasmic reticulum membrane. The coding region runs from base 127 to 378 and encodes 83 amino acids.
UGUAAGAAGAACCACGAGAGGGCAUCAGAGACCAUUAGAUGAAUUGUAUCAACCGGAUUACUGAACAGGAAGAAGAGCACCAGGAUACGUCAGCAAAUAACAACAUUACCUGUGUGUGGGUGAGAAAUGGCUACUGGAGUGGAUCAAGCAGCUGGCAUGAGUCUUGUUGUCUUCAGCCUCGUGCUGUUCACGUACUACUCUGUCUGGGUCAUCAUCCUGCCUUUCGUGGACAGCGAUCACUUCCUGCACAAGUAUUUUCUUCCUCGGGAGUACUCAGUCAUUCUGCCUGGAAUCGCAGCAGUAAUACUGCUCAUCUGUAUAGGAGCCUUCACCGUUGUCAUCAUGUGGAAGAAUCGCAAGCCAAAAAAAGCGGACUAAUGUUGUAAAACAUCAGCUUCUUGCACCUUACAACUAAAAUCCAGCCCUAUUUUGUAAUAAAUACUCCUCAUCGUCA